Colletotrichum higginsianum IMI 349063 is the source of this 1581-nucleotide messenger RNA. RefSeq names its product Alpha amylase. The record is from RefSeq and is a predicted model, not a curated record. The coding region runs from base 1 to 1581 and encodes 526 amino acids. Gene Ontology annotation, molecular function: hydrolase activity, hydrolyzing O-glycosyl compounds; calcium ion binding. Gene Ontology annotation, biological process: carbohydrate metabolic process. NCBI's taxonomy places the organism in Eukaryota, Fungi, Ascomycota, Sordariomycetes, Glomerellales, Glomerellaceae. The transcript has 5 exons.
AUGGACGAGGAACAGAAACCGACCGCCGAGAACCACACGAUGAUGCAGGGCUUUGAGUGGUAUGUGCCCGCUGACCAGAAGCACUGGGUGCGACUGGAGAAGCAGAUCCCACAGCUCAAACGAUAUGGCAUUGAUAACAUCUGGAUCCCCCCAGCAUGCAAAGGCUCAUCCAAAACAGGAAAUGGUUAUGAUAUCUAUGAUCUCUACGACCUGGGCGAAUUCGAUCAGAAAGGCUCCGUCGGAACGAAAUGGGGAACCAAAGAAGAGCUUCUGAAGCUCGCCCACACCGCCAAGAGCAACGGCGUUGGCCUGUACUGGGACGCAGUCCUCAACCACAAGUUCGCGGCCGAUCGCAAGGAGAAGUGUCAGGCUGCCGAGGUGGACCCUGAAGACCGCACCAAGUUCGUCAGCGACAAGUACGAGAUCGAUGCCUGGGUCGGCUAUGACUUCCCCGGCCGCAAGGGCAAGUACAGCGACAUGAAGUACCACUGGUACCAUUUCAGCGGUGUCGACUAUAAUGCCAGGAACGAAAAGACUGCCAUCUACAAGAUCUUGGGUGAGAAGGGCGACCAGGAAUGGGCCGAGAGUGUCGACGAUGAAAAGGGCAACUACGACUUCUUGAUGGGUUCCGAUCUCGACUACGAUCAUCCCGAGGUCGUGAAAGAUGUGUUGAACUGGGGGAAAUGGCUGGCCAAUGAGGUGCCUCUCAAGGGAAUCCGGUUCGACGCAGUGAAGCACUACAGCGAGGACUUCUUGCGCCAAUUCAUCACCGAGCUGGACAAGGACUACGGCAAGGGGUGGUUCUUUGUGGGCGAAUUCUGGAAGGACAGCCUCGAUGACAUGUCCGAGUACCUGGCGCGGAUGGGCAGGCGCUUCACCCUCUUCGACGUUCCUCUUGUCUACAACUUCAGCAACAUCAGCCGAGGCGACGGCGCGGAUAUGAGAAAGGUUUUUGACGGGACUCUUGUACAGAAGGAGCCUAUGAACGCUGUGACUCUGGUCAUGAACCAUGAUAGCCAGCCAACUCAGUCUCUCGAGGUUCCAAUAGAGGGCUGGUUCAAGCCAAUCGCGUACGCUCUCAUUCUUCUUCGCGGCGAAGGAUACCCCUGUGUCUGGUAUGGCGAUAUCUACGGGGUCAAGGGAGAGCAGCCUUUCCCGCCGUCAUGUGGUGGCGCUCUGCACAAGAUUACACUCGCGAGAAAGCUGUAUGCAUACGGCAAGCAGGCCGACUACUUUGACUAUCCGACUUGUCUCGGCUGGGUCAAAUACGGCACCUGGGACCGACGCUUCGGCUGUGCUGUUGUGGCCAGCAACGCCGGCCCCGGGUCGAAGCGUAUGCAUGUCGGCGAGAUGCACGCCGGCGAGGUGUGGACCGAUGUCCUCGGCUGGAACGAUCGCGAGGUUACCAUUGGGGAUGACGGGUUUGGCGAGUUCGUGUGCUCCGGCACGUCCGUGAGCAUUUUCGUCAACCGGGAGGCGGAAGGCAGAGAUAAGUUCAACGAGGAAUUGUGGGUGCCGAUGCCUUUUAAACGUGCUUCCCCUCUAACGAUUCACAGCGAUUCCAACAUCUACGAGGAGUAG